UUCCACAUUUUGACAAAAUCAAAGCUCGUAGGAAACGCUGUCGUCUUUGUCCCUUCCGGUUUCUUAACUCAAGUAGUACUACCAUAGUUGGAUUGAAUUCCAACAAGUUCUUGUUUGUGAUUUGGAUACGGAUCAGUGAUCAUAAUAUUCUUCCAGUGAUAGCGUUUCACUGUUCGUUUUUGCGAGGGAAACAACAGAGACAGCGAGAGAAAUCAGAAAUAUGUAGCGGGAGUUGUAAAUCUGUUCUGAGGGCAUAUCUUUGGAAAAAAAAAAAACAACAACGAAUGGAACAGUAAAAGAAAAAGAAAAAAGGGGGAGCGUGAACAACGGUCGAAGCGGGGCAUCUUUUCCCCCCGAUCAUCAAUUUGUUCUUCACGAGAAAAAGCAAAAGCUCAAAACUAACUUUUGCUUCCAAAUACUACUGAUUAAUAAUCUCUUUAUAUUUACCACUAGUAUUAUUUUGGGCUGAUGCAUUGCAUGGGCACGCGGGGAAGAGAAGAUAUACUGGUCAUAGGAGAAUGAACAAAGCUAGAAAGAAAAGGGUAAAGAUGUCUUGUUGAAUCUCUGCACCUCUACACCAAAAAUCCCUUUACUUUUUUCUUCCUUUUACCAGCAGCCUAACGCCGGCCCUUCCCCCCCAAACAUGGCGGACGAUCUCUGUUUCUUCAACAAGGAUAGCUUGAUCCUUAAGCCUCCGAAGAAGUCUACAUUGUUGUUGAGAAUGGUGGUCUUGAUAUUUUCAAUGGUUUGCGGAGUAUAUAUAUGUUCCAUAUGUCUUAGGCAAAUUAGUUCCCGGUCCACUGUGCGGUUGUUAAGUGUGGAAGUGGUGAGGCCCUGCGAGCCACCUGACGUCGAGCCUUCAGAAAAACCUUUUGUGCACUUCCCCAAUCCUAAAACUUUUCGCAGGGCCGAAUGUGCAUGCCAUCCUGUUCGAAAUUUUGCAAUUUUGUCCACACAAAGAUCAGGAAGUGGAUGGUUUGAGACAUUAUUAAACAGUCAUAUCAACAUAAGUUCGAAUGGGGAGAUUUUUUCUGUUAAACCCCGGAGGGCUAAUGUUUCAACAAUAGUUGAAACUUUAGAUAAACUCUACAAUCUAGAAUUUUUCACUAGUGCUUCCAAGAAUGAGUGCACUGCAGCUGUUGGAUUGAAGUGGAUGCUUAAUCAGGGUCUAAUGCAGAAUCAUGAAGAAAUAAGACAAUACUUCAACGAUAAAGGAGUUUCCAUAAUUUUUCUCUUUAGAAGAAAUCUUUUGCGCAGGAUGAUCUCUAUACUUGCAAAUUCUUAUGAUCAAAAUGCCAAGCUACUGAAUGGAACACACAAAUCGCAUGUGCAUUCUCACCAGGAGGCUGAGAUACUUGCAAGAUACAAGCCCACAAUCAAUGCAACAUUGCUGAUACUGAACCUGAGGCAAGUAGAAGAGAUGGUUACUAAAGCUUUAGAAUACUUCAAGAGCACUAGACAUAUCGUCCUCUAUUAUGAGGACAUAAUCAAAAACCGAACUAAACUGAUGGACGUUCAAGACUUUCUGAGGGUUCCAAAAAUGGAGCUCAACAGUCGUCAGAUAAAAAUACACAGAGGAUCCUUGUCUUCCCAGGUUGAGAAUUGGGUAGACGUUGAAAAGGCACUGAAGGGAACUCCGUACGAGAGCUUCCUACAAGCUGAUUAUAGGAUGUAGAUUAUUUUCAUGCUCUGCGUAAAUAUAGCCCGGCCCUUAUUUUUUCUUUUUUACCUUUAAUCAUUUCAUUCAUUAUUUUUGGUUAGCAGAAGCUAACAGGGCAGCACCCUGUUAAAAUUUUGGCCACAGCACCUAGCUUCCCCUUCCGCCAAAACCAAAGGACAGAAAUGCAUAAUAGUAGUGAAUGUAGUUCAAUUUUUAUAUUUGUCAGUUCUCCUGGCAACGUGUAUUCGUGGAUCCAUACAUGUCAAAGAGUGCUAAUGCAUAUCGAACAGUCUGCAGUUAUACAACAGUGGAGCUGAUCAGGAUGUAACCUUCAUCUAAUUGCUGCAUAGUAGAUUGAAUUUCCAUAGUUAGCAGCGUAGCAAAAUUUAUGUUGUUGCUCAGAAGAAUGAGGUUCAGAAGAGUCUUGAAUUUGGUGCGGUAGCUUCAGGCAAGUGUUAUGUUUGCGAGCACAUGGGUUAUACCUUGAAGCAUUAUCAAUUUGUACGAAAUGCCUGAAUUUUUCAUGUUUUAUUUCUCUUUUACUGUAUUUAUUUAUUUAUUUUUUUGGUGGCAUCUUGAAAUCUAGUUUAGUCGUUAAUUACGUUUUGAAAGCAUUGCUUCGAAGAAGAGACACCUGUGCUGUAGCGUUUCAUCAAUCGGAUUUUGUCAAUUGUACAUAACCCAUUUCAGAUACAUCAAUGCUACUUUCGAGUAUGUUACUGCUA
Coffea arabica (coffee) is the source of this 2385-nucleotide messenger RNA. RefSeq lists its product as uncharacterized. The record is from RefSeq and is a predicted model, not a curated record. Lineage: Eukaryota; Viridiplantae; Streptophyta; Magnoliopsida; Gentianales; Rubiaceae.